This is a messenger RNA of Caretta caretta (loggerhead turtle), 5381 nucleotides long. RefSeq names its product solute carrier family 12 member 6 (gene SLC12A6). Gene Ontology annotation, biological process: chemical synaptic transmission; chloride ion homeostasis; chloride transmembrane transport. NCBI's taxonomy places the organism in Eukaryota, Metazoa, Chordata, Testudines, Cheloniidae. Gene Ontology annotation, cellular component: plasma membrane. Gene Ontology annotation, molecular function: potassium:chloride symporter activity. The record is from RefSeq and is a predicted model, not a curated record.
GCCGAGAAAGGGCGGGGGGGAAGCGCGCUUCCUGCGGACCACCCCCUCCUCUACUGAAGCCGGCAGCUGACAGCGCGAGCGGCAGCAGGAGCUGCAGCCCCGGCACGCGGGGAGCCUGUGGAACGUUGAGGCCCAGAGGCCAGCGCGCGCCUGAGGACCCUGUUGAAAAGUUGCACGUUUUUGCAGCAGGAAUAUUCAUGCACCAUAACCCUACCAGGACCUCAAGAAAUAGUUUCAUAUGUCCUUGCACCAGGACUCUGUGCAAUAAUCAUCUCCUUGCAUAAGGAUACUCUACCUCCUUGUACCGGAACCGUGUAGAAUAGCUGCCAUCCUGCACCAGGACCCUUGAGUUCUUACACCUUCAUGUUACACCAGGAUCACGUGAGAUAUUUGCAGCAGGACUUUUUGGGAUACUUGCUUUCCUUGCACAUUACACUAGAAACCAGUGGGUAAUUCUUCUCGCCGUACCUGGAUCCCUUGGUCUCUUCUGCCUCCAUCGUUGCACUAGGACUUUGUAAAAUUCUUUUGCCUCCUUGCACUGUCUCAUUUCCGUAACCAACAGACCCCUUGCUUGAACCACCUUCCCUGCAGGAUAUUUGCAAACAACUGCUUGCCCCAGGACUUGAGACGUUCUCCUUGCACAUACUGUCCUUGCAGUGCACUUCUCCAAGGAUUGUCUGCAUGCCAAAGCCUCGGGCUAGGGCCUCUGACAAAAAAAUCAUUGACUAAACUAGACAGCUGUGAAAUAUUUGCAUGGUAAACCAUGGGUCAGCUCCCGUGCUCCACCUUUAGCCACACCUGUGGAAAACUCACUUGAUAACCAUUGGGUGUCUGGACACCACAUUGCACCAGACCGCUGAGGAUCCAUGCUAGACAUGAAUCCACUCGGUGGUGGAGCCUGCUGUUACCCCACUCAUUUCGUUACCCUCCUAAAUUAUCGUUUCACUUUUAUUUGUUAUUGUUUCUGGACGAUUAGAAUUUAAAGCUUCCAGGAAGUUAUUAGAUUCCUCCACGCACGCAUGCACCAACGCCAACGGUCUCCUGCCAAAAUGGCUUCCGUCCGGUUCAUGGUGACCCCUACGAAAAUCGACGACAUCCCAGGGCUCUCUGACACUAGUCCGGACCUCAGCUCCCGCUCCAGCUCCCGGGUCCGCUUCAGCUCCCGGGAGAGUGUCCCUGAGACAAGCCGCAGCGAGGGCAUGAGUGAUUUCUCAGGGGCCACCACCUCGGUGGCCACUGUGGCGGGCGAGCUGGCUAGCGACAGGACGUCCAACCCCCAUGACAUGGCGGAAGACGUGAGUCAAACCUCCAUCACAGGGGAACAGUGUCAGCUCUUAGACCCGGUGCGCAAGAAAGACAUCUAUCUCAACAACACCAGCUACGAGGAUGGGGAUGAGUACUUCGACAAGAACCUGGCGCUCUUCGAGGAGGAAAUGGAUACCCGGCCCAAGGUGUCCUCCCUGCUUAACCGCAUGGCGAACUACACCAACCUGACGCAGGGAGCACGGGAGCAUGAGGAGGCUGAGAACGUUGCAGAGGGCAAGAAAAAGCCCACAAAGACACCCCAGAUGGGCACCUUCAUGGGCGUCUAUCUGCCCUGCCUGCAGAACAUCUUUGGGGUCAUCCUCUUCCUGCGCCUCACCUGGGUGGUGGGCACGGCCGGCGUGCUGCAGGCCUUCGCCAUUGUCCUCAUCUGCUGCUGCUGCACGCUGCUAACUGCCAUCUCCAUGAGUGCCAUUGCCACCAAUGGAGUCGUGCCGGCUGGGGGCUCCUACUUCAUGAUCUCCCGGGCGCUGGGCCCCGAGUUCGGGGGUGCUGUGGGGCUCUGCUUCUAUCUGGGCACCACCUUCGCCGCCGCUAUGUACAUUCUGGGAGCCAUCGAGAUCUUCCUGAUGUACAUUGCCCCCGAGGCAGCCAUUUUCCGCAGCACUGAUGUGCUGAAGGAGUCGGCAGCCAUGCUGAACAACAUGCGGGUCUAUGGCUCAGCCUUCCUCAUACUCAUGGUGCUGGUGGUCUUCGUCGGCGUGCGCUACGUUAACAAGUUCGCCUCGCUCUUCCUUGCCUGUGUCAUCGUCUCCAUCCUAGCCAUCUACGCCGGGGCCAUCAAAUCCUCCUUCGCCCCGCCCCGCUUCCCGGUCUGCAUGCUGGGAAACCGCACCCUCUCUGGCCAGCAGAUCGACUUCUGCGCCAAGACCCAGGAACUGGGCAACUUGACGGUGCCCACCCAGCUCUGGGGCCUCUUCUGCAACUCCAGCAAGCAGCUGAAUGCCACCUGCGACGAAUACUUUGCUCACAACAACGUCACCUCCAUCCAGGGCAUCCCAGGCCUGGCCAGCGGCAUCAUCACUGAGAACCUGUGGAGCAGCUACCUGCAGAAGGGGGAGAUCAUUGAGAAGCCUUCAGCCCACUCUGUCGAUGUACUGGGGGCCAUGAGCCAGGAGUAUGUGUUGGCCGACAUCACCACCUCGUUUACCCUGCUCGUGGGCAUCUUCUUCCCAUCUGUCACUGGGAUCAUGGCUGGCUCGAACCGCUCCGGAGACCUGAAAGAUGCUCAGAAAUCCAUCCCCAUUGGCACCAUCCUGGCCAUCCUCACCACCUCCUUCGUCUAUCUCAGCAACGUGGUUCUGUUUGGGGCCUGUAUCGAAGGGGUGGUGCUGCGAGACAAGUUUGGCGACGCUGUGCACAGGAACCUGGUGGUUGGGACGCUCUCGUGGCCCUCGCCCUGGGUCAUCGUCAUCGGGUCCUUCUUCUCCACUUGCGGGGCUGGGCUGCAGAGCCUCACUGGUGCCCCCCGGCUGCUGCAGGCCAUCGCCAAGGACAACAUCAUCCCCUUCCUGCGGGUUUUCGGCCAUAGCAAAGCCAACGGGGAGCCGACGUGGGCUCUGCUCCUGACAGCUGGUAUUGCCGAGCUUGGCAUCCUCAUUGCCUCGCUGGACCUGGUGGCCCCCAUCCUGUCUAUGUUCUUCUUGAUGUGUUACCUCUUUGUCAAUCUGGCCUGCGCCUUGCAGACCCUGCUGCGCACCCCCAACUGGAGACCCCGCUUUCGCUACUACCACUGGGCGCUCUCAUUCGUGGGCAUGAGCAUUUGCCUGGCGCUUAUGUUUGUGUCCUCCUGGUAUUAUGCCAUCGUCGCCAUGGUGAUCGCCGGCAUGAUCUACAAAUACAUCGAGUACCAGGGAGCCGAGAAGGAGUGGGGCGAUGGCAUCCGGGGCCUGUCACUGAGCGCCGCCCGCUUCGCCCUGCUGCGCCUGGAGGAGGGGCCCCCCCACACCAAGAACUGGAGGCCCCAGCUGCUGGUGCUGCUGAAGCUGGACGAGGACCUGCACGUGAAGCACCCCCGCCUGCUGACCUUCGCCUCGCAGCUCAAGGCGGGCAAGGGCCUGACCAUCGUGGGCUCCGUCAUGGUGGGCAACUUCCUGGAGAACUACGCCGAGGCGCUGGCAGCUGAGCAGACCAUCAAACACCUGAUGGAGGCAGAACGUGUGAAGGGCUUCUGCCAGCUGGUGGUGGCAGCCAAGGUGCGGGAGGGCAUCUCCCACCUCAUCCAGUCCUGCGGCCUGGGCGGCAUGAAGCACAACACGGUGGUGAUGGGCUGGCCCAAUGCCUGGCGCCAGAGCGAGGACGCCCGCGCCUGGAAGACCUUCAUCAGCACUGUCCGGGUCACCACAGCUGCACGCCUGGCCCUGCUGGUGGCGAAGAAUGUGGCCUUCUACCCAGGCAAUGCGGAGCCCUUCGCUGAGGGCAACAUUGAUGUGUGGUGGAUCGUCCACGAUGGGGGCAUGCUCAUGCUGCUGCCCUUCCUGCUCAAGCAGCACAAGGUGUGGCGUAAAUGCAACAUCCGCAUCUUCACGGUGGCCCAGCUGGAGGACAACAGCAUCCAGAUGAAGAAGGACCUGGCCACCUUCCUGUACCACCUGCGCAUAGAGGCAGAGGUGGAGGUGGUGGAGAUGCACGACAGCGACAUCUCGGCCUACACCUAUGAGCGGACCUUGAUGAUGGAACAGCGCUCCCAGAUGCUGCGCCACAUGCGGCUCUCCAAGACUGAGCGGGACCGGGAGGUAAGUGGGGACAGGGGUGGGAGUGGGCUGCUCCCCUCCCCCAUGGGGUACUCCCUCACUCACCCCCUGGUCUUCCCGCAGGCCCAGCUGGUGAAGGACCGCAACUCCAUGCUGCGCCUGACCAGCAUUGGCUCUGAUGAGGACGAGGAGACAGAGACCUACCAAGAAAAGGUCCAGAUGACCUGGACCAAGGAUAAGUACAUGGCGGCCCGCGGGCAGAAGGCCCGGACUCUUGAAGGCAUGCAGGACCUGCUCAACAUGAAGCCGGACCAGUCCAAUGUGCGGCGCAUGCACACGGCUGUCAAACUCAACGAAGUGAUCGUCAACAAGUCCCAUGAGGCCAAGCUGGUCCUGCUCAACAUGCCGGGUCCACCCCGCAACCCUGCGGGCGAUGAGAACUAUAUGGAGUUCCUGGAGGUGCUGACCGAGGGGCUGGAGCGGGUGCUGCUGGUGCGGGGGGGCGGCAGCGAGGUCAUCACCAUCUACUCCUAGAGCACCCCCCCCCCACUGGCCCCUGCCACUUCAUUCCACUGCUGCCCUCCGGGGCAUGCCAAAAUUCAGUGGGGGCAUACCUCCAUGGAGCACAGUUACCCCACCUCUCUACCCCUACAGGGCAAGAAAGGGGGAUGCACCAAAGGGACUGGCGUAUUAGACCCAACAGGGCAGAGUCACAAUGGGGCAACCCUCACAAAGUAGGGAUGGGAGAGAUUUCCCAUGGUGCCCAUCACCACACAGUGCCAAAGCUGAUUUGCUUCCUUUCCCUUUUAAGCUGCUGUGGAAGGGUUGUGGGCUUCCUUCCCUCUCCCCCCCUUUGUGUACAAGCAGCAUGGUUGCUGUAAUGUUUCCUGCUGGUGGCAGGCCGGUGCCAGUCACUGAUCCAACUUCCUUGGCCUAAUGUACAGGGUGCCUGUUGCAUGGGGCCAGAGGGGGGCUGAGAACUAGGAGAAACCACCAACUCAUCACACAUGUGGCUUAAGUUUUUAUUUCACAUUCACUUCUGCCCCAUAGUCCUGGGGUUGCUGGGGGAGGGGGGGUGUCCCCACCACCCACCCCAGAUGUUGUUGUCUCUCAGCACUAAUCAGGGCAGGCUGGACAAGUGGUUUCUGGAGCCCCCAGGGCAGCCUUGAACCAGGCAAAUCCAAUCUCCUCUCCCUUUGCGGCUUCAAGUGGAAGACCGGGCCUGGCAGCCACUACUUGAUCCUUGGGGGGUGGGGGGCUUUUAAUUUAUUGGGGAUCAAGCCCCAGUUUACAGUGUUGGGGGUCAGGAGGGAUUUUUUUUGCUCUGUACCAGAACUGUGUAAAGAAUAAAAUUUUAUACGUUAA